Molecule: messenger RNA, 4566 nt
Organism: Oncorhynchus keta (chum salmon)
Lineage: Eukaryota; Metazoa; Chordata; Actinopteri; Salmoniformes; Salmonidae
Exons: 7
Coding region: 2758-3459 (233 amino acids)
Source: RefSeq, a predicted model, not a curated record
CAAUCCACUAUUACAGACCGAUGCGCCCAUAAUAAACUGAGGAAUUAUUUUGUGGAACUAAUCUGAUAGCAAAGUCUCUAGUCGGACAGGUUUGGGUACAGGACUUCACUCUUUUUUGUUUUGAAAUGGGCUAGCUACAAAAAUGUUAACCCUACCGCUUUGUUAUUUUGUCUAAAAAUAACUAGUUAAAGAUAUAUGUUGUUGUAACAAUGGUAGAACAUAUGGCAGCGUUUACAGAGCGUUUGAAGCAAGAACUGACAAACAACAUACCCGCACAUUGAUUCGGUACCGGUACCCCUGUAUAGAGACUCGUUAUUGUUAUUUUAUUGUGUUACUUUUUUCCUUCCGUUUUCAUAUAUAUUUUUGCAAAUAAUUUCUUACUUACUUUUAAAAACAGUUCUGCAUUGUUGGUUCAGGGCCUGUACAGUAUUGGCCAAAAGUUUUGAGAAUGACACAAAUAUUAAUUUUCACAAAGUCUGCUGCCUCAGUUUGUAUGAUGGCAAUUUGCAUAUACUCCAGAAUGUUAUGAAGAGUGAUCAGAUGGAUUGCAAUUAAUUGCAAAGUCCCUCUUUGUCAUGCAAAUGAACUGAAUCACCAAAAAACAUUUCCACUGCAUUUCAGCCCUGCCACAAAAGGACCAGCUGACAUCAUGUCAGUGAUUCUCUCGUUAACACAGGUGUCAGUGUUGACGAUGACAAGGCUGGAGAUCACUUUGUCAUGCUGAUUGAGUUUGAAUAACAGACUGGAAGCUUCAAAAGGAGGGUGGUGCUUGGAAUCAUUGUUCUUCCUCUGUCAACCAUGGUUACCUGCAAGGAAACACGUGCCGUCAUCACUGCUUUGCACAAAAAGGGCUUCACAGGCAAGGAUAUUGCUGCCAGUAAGAUUGCACCUAAAUCAACCAUUUAUCGGAUCAUCAAGAACUUCAAGGAGAGCGGUUCAAUUGUUGUGAAGGCUUCAGGACGCCCAACAAAGUCCAGCAAGCGCCAAGCGUCUCCUAAAGUUGAUUCAGCUGUGGGAUCGGGGCACCACCAGUACAGAACUUGCUCAGGAAUGGCAGCAGGCAGGUGUGAGUGCAUUUUACAUUUACAUUUAAGUCAUUUAGCAGACGCUCUUAUCCAGAGCGACUUACAAAUUGGUGCAUUCACCUUAUGACAUCCAGUGCACGCACAGUGAGGCAAAGACUUUUGGAGGAUGGCCUGGUGUCAAGAAGGGCAACAAAGAAGCCACUUCUCUCCAGGAAAAACAUCAGGGACGGACUGAUAUAAUAUAAUAAUAAUAUAUGCCAUUUAGCAGACGCUUUUAUCCAAAGCGACUUACAGUCAUGUGUGCAUACAUUCUACGUAUGGGUGGUCCCUUCUGCAAAAGGUACAGGGAUUGGACAGCUGAGGACUGGGGUAAAGUCAUUUUCUCUGAUGAAUCCCCUUUCCGAUUGUUUGGGGCAUUCGGAAAAAAGCUUGUCCAGAGAAGACAAGGUGGGCGCUACCAUCAGUCCUGUGUCAUGCCAACAGUAAAGCAUCCUGAGACCAUUCAUGUGUGGGGUUGCUUCUCAGCCAAGGGAGUGGGCUCACUCACAAUUUUGCCUAAGAACACAGCCAUGAAUAAAGAAUGGUACCAACACAUCCUCCGAGAGCAACUUCUCCCAACCAUCCAGGAACAGUUUGGUGAUGAACAAUGCCUUUUCCAGCAUGAUGGAGCAUCUUGCUAUAAGGCAAAAGUGAUAACUAAGUGGCUCGGGGAACAAAAUAUCGAUGUUUUGGGUCCAUGGCCAGGAAACUCCCCAGACCUUAAUCCCAUGGAGAACUUGUGGUCAAUCCUCAAGAGGCGGGUGGACAAACAAAACCCCACAAAUUCUGACAAACUCCAAGCAAUGAUUAUGCAAGAAUGGGCUGCCAUCAGUAAGGAUGUGGCCCAGAAGUUAAUUGACAGCAUGCCAUGGCAGAUUACAGAGGUCUUGAAAAAUACUGUAAUUGUCAAUAAAAUGUAAUUGUCAAUAAAAGUCUUUGACACUUAUGAAAUGCUUGUAAUUAUACUUCAGUAUUCCAUAGUAACAUCUGACAAAAUUAUAUAAAGACAAUGAAGCAGCAAACUUCGUGAAAAUUCAUAUUUGUGUCAUUCUCAAAACUUUUGGCCACGACUUGUUGUAUUCGGUGCAUGUGACAAAUACAAUUUGAUUUCAUAUAAACGACGAGCAACCGAACUCCAAUGGUGACUCUCUUGGCCAACCAAGUCGGGAAGUCUCUAAAAAUAAGAUGUUUUGUGAAAACAUAAGUGGACCAGAAAGAAGACAGAAGCAUGUGUCAUCUGCAACUUUACAGGGGAACAGUGAAAGAGAAGAGGACCAACCACAAUGUAUCGAUAGCCCGAGGGCUUGCCACCCCACAUAGCCUGGUUCCUUUCUAGGUUUCUUCCUAGGUCUUCUUCCUUUGGCCUUUCUAGGGAGUUUUUCCUAGCCACCGUGCUUCUACACCUGCAUUGCUUGCUGUUUGGGGUUUUAGGCUGGGUUUCUGUACAGCACUUUGAGAUAUCACCUGAUGUACGAAGGGCUAUAUAAAUACAUUUGAUUUGAUUUUGAUUUGAUUUGCUUGGUGGAAGGACCAGUCCCUUGUUGGAGAGGAUUCAAGAGGAGAGGAUACGAAGGAAGAGACAAUACCACAGUGUGAAAGUUAACAAGGCAAACAAAUUGGUGGAUCAAUUCAUUCAAGACCUGGUUCCACGGCGUGGGCCGUCCUGACGUAGGACGAUGUGUUGUCAUUUAGGAUGUGUCUGGAGAAUGGUUAUCACCACGGUACCGCUGUCUCUGACUCCCCCUGUUGGAAGAACACACUACGAGACUGUAGGAACUCUGAGAACACUGUGCGCUCCAACUGGGAGGUACACAUCAGGGGAUGUGAGACUGUGGGACACCCUCCACUAGGACUCUGCACCCCCCUUCCUGAGGCCCACUUCCUUAGGCCCAGCCCCCUUGACUGCAGACCUCAGCCCCAGACCUCACAUCAGUCACGUCUGGUGUGGCUUCCUAUGGCCAUGGAGGAGUCUAUGGUCCUAGUACCAGGGGCUGAGGGGAGAGGAGUAGACAGUAGCCCCACGGUGACCCUCUCUGCUGGGGAGACAGUGUACCUGCUGGCCCCUGAGGACCUGGAGCCCCGGGUGCUCCAUACCAUCUACGGCCUCCCAAUCAUCUGUCUGGACGCCUCAGUGACACACGCUGCCCUGGGGGUCAAGAACUGUGGCUGGGACAUGAACGAUGGAGGCAAGGGUGAGGGUGUUUUACCUGCGCACCGGCUCCUCUGUGACAUCACUGUACGCCCACCACAUGGGAGUGACCUCCGUGCAGGCAGACGAUUGGAAGAUUGUGAGUGGCUGAGGCGAGGGAUUGGUCUGCUUCUGGGAGAUGAGGAUGGGAGCCAACCUGUGGAAGGCGCCCAGUCAGACACGUCCGGUUCAACACUAGCUCCCUGAUGACCACCAACCUCCCAGACAAAAGUCUCCACGAGGGGCCUGCAUCACAGACGACGACCUCACAGCCUACUGCAGACACAGGGAAGUGAUCUGCCACUAGGACUUCUCUGAAGACUCUUCUUCCCAGGACCAUGUUCUGCCCAUCUGCAGUUCUCACUACGUAGAGUCAUCUGGUUACAACAUCGGCCGUUCCCUAUGACAUCCUGUCUUCCUCUUACCCUUCCUACUGACCCACGUACACAAUCUACAACCAGGACUUUUAUACACUGGCUCCGCCUCUGGACACUAUAUACUGUAUGUUAUGUGUGACUGCAUUGUUCUGAUAUCCUGGUUAAAUCAAAAAUCUAAUCAAAAUCUAAUUUUAUUUGUCACAUGAACAGGUGAAAUGCUUACUUACAAGCCCUUAACCAACAACCAACAAUGCUUUAAGAAGUUUUAAGAGAAAUAAGUCUUAAGUAAAAAAUUGAAAGUACAAAAUGAAAAUGACAAAUAAUUCAACAGCAGCAGUAAAAUAACAACAGCGAGGUACAGCGUCAAUGUGUGGGGGCACCGGUACAGAGUCAAUGUGUGGGGGCACCGGUACAGAGUCAAUGUGUGGGGGCACCGGUACAGAGUCAAUGUGUGGGGGCACCGGUACAGAGUCAAUGUGUGGGGGCACCGGUACAGAGUCAAUGUGUGGGGGCACCGGUACAGAGUCAAUGUGUGGGGGCACCGGUACAGAGUCAAUGUGUGGGGGCACUGGUACAGAGUCAAUGUGUGGGGGCACCGGUACAGAGUCAAUGUGUGGGGGCACCGGUACAGAGUCGAUGUGUGGGGGCACCGGUACAGAGUCGAUGUGCGGGGGCACCGGUACAGAGUCAAUGUGCGGGGGCACCGGUACAGAGUCAAUGUGUGGGGGCACCGGUACAGAGUCAAUGUGUGGGGGCACCGGUACAGAGUCAAUGUGUGGGGGCACCGGUACAGAGUCAAUGUGUGGGGGCACCGGUACAGAGUCAAUGUGUGGGGGCACCGGUACAGAGUCAAUGUGAGGGGGCACCGGUACAGAGUCGAUGUGUGGGGGCACCGGUACAGAGUCGAUGUGCGGGGGCACCGGUACAGAGUCAAUGU